Molecule: messenger RNA, 387 nt
Organism: Nezara viridula (southern green stink bug)
Lineage: Eukaryota; Metazoa; Arthropoda; Insecta; Hemiptera; Pentatomidae
Source: the annotation of a GenBank genome assembly
AUGAAAGAGUUUCCAUUUCUCCGUUCCUUAUUUAACCGGCCUCCCCACUCCUUAUCGAUCCCGCUGGAACAGAAUUGGAACGAGUUGCCAAUCGUUCCUCCCCACUCCUUAUCGAUCCAGCUGGAACAGAAUUGGAACUGGUCUGGAAUGAGUUACAAACCGUUCCUCCCCACUCCAUAUCGAUCCAGCUGGAACAGAAUUGGAACUGGUCUGGAACGAUUUGCCAACCGUUCUUCCCCACUCCUUAUCGAUCCAGCUGGAACGGGUCUGGAACGAUUUGCCAACUGUUCCUCCGUUCCUUAUCGAACCGGUAUCCCCACUCCUUAUCGAACCGGCGGUAUCGAUAAUUCUCAGUCGUUGGAACAGUCCCCUUCCGUUCCACAGUAA